UUUGCUGAUUCAGCCCGUGACGAACAGAGAAAUAGAGCUUUUCUGCUAGUCAUGCCUUGCUAUGUUUCCUCUGUGACAAGUCUAUCAAGUAGAUUCUGCAGAAAGGCGUGGUCUUGUUGUAAGUUACUGAACUUUUCUGUGUCGUGUUCUGUUGAAACAAUAGAAUUUCCAGACGAAAGAACUAGCCAUGACAAUAACGGUGAAAUCCCAGUUCAAAACCCAUGUUUGUAUUAUGUUAUGUUGCAGCGUGGUAUGCAGAAUUAUGCAGCUUCUAGUUUUUACAAAGAAGCUUUGCACACCUUAAAUCUCAUGACACAUAUAACCGGGAAGCCAACUGUGUAUGAUUAUAAUUCUUUUAUGUACCAUUAUCUGAAGUCAAGAAAAGCGUCAAUGCAAAAUUUAGUUGAAGUUUAUGAUCUGAUGAGAGGAUUUGGGCCUCCUCCAAAUGCCUUCACUUAUAAUACUCUCUUGAAUGGAUUACUCUCUUUAUUCUCUUUAGGGGCAUUGCAGUAUGCAUUUUAUUUCACAGAGGAGAUGUAUAGAAAUGGAUUUGUACCAUCUUUCAGUCUUUUGUCAAGAUUAUUGAAAAACUCUGUCAAGUUGGGGGAUUUAAUGGGUUAUGCACAAAAUAUAUAUAAUAUUUUAAUAUUGCCAUGCUACACAGGAAGGGAAUAG
Messenger RNA from Macadamia integrifolia, 675 nucleotides. RefSeq lists its product as uncharacterized. Lineage: Eukaryota; Viridiplantae; Streptophyta; Magnoliopsida; Proteales; Proteaceae. The coding region runs from base 52 to 675 and encodes 207 amino acids. Gene Ontology annotation, molecular function: protein binding. The record is from RefSeq and is a predicted model, not a curated record. The transcript is spliced from 2 exons.